Messenger RNA from Carassius gibelio (silver crucian carp), 932 nucleotides. RefSeq lists its product as uncharacterized. The record is from RefSeq and is a predicted model, not a curated record. The transcript is spliced from 5 exons. Gene Ontology annotation, cellular component: external side of plasma membrane; membrane raft. Gene Ontology annotation, molecular function: protein tyrosine kinase binding; MHC class II protein binding. NCBI's taxonomy places the organism in Eukaryota, Metazoa, Chordata, Actinopteri, Cypriniformes, Cyprinidae. Gene Ontology annotation, biological process: T cell activation; positive regulation of ERK1 and ERK2 cascade; interleukin-15-mediated signaling pathway. The coding region runs from base 108 to 932 and encodes 274 amino acids.
ACUCAGUCUGUAAAUCAGAGGAAGUGAACAAACACAGGAAGAGCUGAUAGUGUUUAAAUAAAGAGAUGAGAUCAUAUACUGAAGAGAAAGACUGAGAGAAAGAGAAAAUGUCUGAUAAUAAUCAUCUGUGUCUGCUGGGACUGAUCUUUCUCUCUUCACUUCUCACAGGUGUCAGUGGAGUGGAUGAUGUUCAUGUGUUCAUCAGUUCUGGUGAAGAUGUCCGUCUGCCCUGUAAUAAUGCUCUUCAGGACUGUACAUCAACUACAUGGAACUAUAACAGAUUCAGACAUUCAGCAACAGUUGAACUGAUUCGUUUAGGGAUAAAGAAUAAAGACACAGAGAGACAUGAGAGACUGAGUCUGGGGUCUGACUGCUCUCUGAACAUCAGGAACAUCUCAACAGAAGAUUGUGGAUCUUACAGCUGUCAACAAUGGACUGGUGUGGGUGGACAACAACAAGGACCUGAUGCUGGUGUUUAUCUGCAUGUUCUUCAUGUCUCAUCCUCACACACUGAGAUCAGUGCAGGUCUCUCUGUGUCUCUCUUCUGUCGGCUGUAUUCAUAUCCUCAAGGCUCUUGUGAUGAUUGGAUCCGUUAUGAGAGAAUUCAUCUGUUCUGGGUGAAUCAGGCUGGUGUUAAAUCAGACUCCAGAUAUCAGAUAUUAUCCUCAUCAGGUCACUGUAUCAUCUCUCUGAAUAAAACACUCCUGAAUGAAGAUCACAACAGAGAGUGGAGAUGUAAUGUUACUCACAGAGAUCAAGUCAAGACCUCAGUCACAUACACUGUCAAGAGUUCAGUGAUUUUGAUUAUUGUUGAGUUUGCUGUGUUUGCUGCUCCUACUGUGAUUCUUCUUCAGAUCAUCUGUGCAAGAAGAGCUGAGAGGAAGGACUCGCAGCAGCCAGAGGAAGUAGAGAUGAAUAUAAUAAUAGAAUAA